Molecule: messenger RNA, 981 nt
Organism: Erigeron canadensis
Lineage: Eukaryota; Viridiplantae; Streptophyta; Magnoliopsida; Asterales; Asteraceae
Product: peptidyl-tRNA hydrolase 2, mitochondrial
Exons: 8
Coding region: 221-769 (182 amino acids)
Cellular component (GO): mitochondrion; cytosol
Molecular function (GO): peptidyl-tRNA hydrolase activity
Source: RefSeq, a predicted model, not a curated record
GAAAAUAAAUAAAAAAGGAGUAGAAGUGAUUAGAGUUGUAGUGGGACGCCGCAGGCAUCCCCAAACUCAUCGUCGUCAUCAUCAUCAUCAUCAUCAUCAUCUUUCCGAUCGACCCUGCUCAAUGCUACUGUUUAUUGGUUCACAUUGAUCUGGCUUUCUAAAACAUAACUUUCUUCAAUUUGGAUUUGAGGCAAAAGGUGUUGAACUGAAUUUGGGUUUGAUGGAUGUAACGUCAUGGCUAAGUGCUAUCUUAGUUGGGGCAGGCUGUCUAGCUAUGGGAUUUUUUGUUGGUGCAGAGAAACCUUAUCGCAAGUUUAUACCAAAAAACAAAGCCGCUGAAACUGCGGCACUUGUAGAUGGAAAAAAGAAGGGUCAGGCGAAACCACCCCUUGAGAUUGAAAAACUUGCUGAGAUUAUUGAAGAUUUUAAGAUGGUGUUGGUUGUAAGGAAUGACCUAAAGAUGGGGAAAGGGAAGAUUGCUGCCCAGUGCAGUCAUGCAACUUUGGGUCUUUAUAAAAAGAUUCUUCACCGAGCACCUAAAGCUUUAAGCAGGUGGGAGAUGUGUGGCCAGGUUAAAGUGGUGGUGAAAAUUGAAAGCGAAGAUGAUAUGCUGGAAUUACAGGCAAGAGCAAAAUCACUGGCUAUACCAACUCAUAUUGUCAUUGAUGCUGGGCGAACACAGAUAGCACCAAAUUCAAGGACAGUAAUGGCAGUUCUCGGACCAGCUGAUAUGGUUGAUGAUGUAACUGGUGGGUUGAAGCUUCUAUAAUACUUUGCAGAUUAGCAGCAGCCUGCACAGGGCUUAUAGAGGUCAAGCCUCUUCAGUGUUACUUGCAGAGAUUAAUCAUUAGUGGCUUUCCUUAAAUUAAAAGGAUUAGUAGAUUUGUUCACUUUUGACCUUUUGUUGAUACUUUUGAACCAUGUCGCACUAAUGAAAAAUUGAUGAUGAUGAUGAUGAUGAUGAUGAUGAUCAAUUACCUA